Messenger RNA from Melanaphis sacchari, 2038 nucleotides. RefSeq lists its product as uncharacterized. The transcript has 10 exons. The record is from RefSeq and is a predicted model, not a curated record. NCBI's taxonomy places the organism in Eukaryota, Metazoa, Arthropoda, Insecta, Hemiptera, Aphididae. The annotation marks the transcript as partial.
AACCGAAGCCAAAUGCAUUUGGCUGGUCCACGCGCAUGAUGAACUCAAUAUUCUUUUGUUCGGCGUAAUUCAAACGUCUAUACUCAGGCGCCAAACCGUACCGGAAAACUCUGUCGGAUUACAUUGCUGUCACGAAGCCGUAGGAAUGAGUGAUUUACCGAAAACAUUGAUGGAACUCAUCGGAAAUGUCACGAGCCAAACGUUUCUUGACGAUUUAUUGAAACUUUCAUUUAACAUUGCGACUCUGUCCGAUCAAUCUGUGCUGCAAAUGAUGAAAUUCGACGCUGUGCGGAUACUGGUCGAUACGUUAAAACCAAAUUUUCUCUACAUGCCAUUGGUAUCAUUCGAACGUUUUACUGUAUGCGAAUUCGUGAUUAUGCUAUUGAAUAGAAUGUUUUUUGUAUGGAGCUUGCAGUCAAGUUCAAGUAGUACUCAUAUUCAACCGUUACAAGUUACUCGCAAUACAUUGGAAAUCAUACUUUGCAAUAUAAAAAUCGAAACUGAGAGAAACGAUGAGAAUAGUAUGAAAUUAAGAAAUGAUUUUUGCUACAUACUUGGAGAGAUAGUAGAUAAUUGUUCUAUCAACGAAAAUGAAUAUUCCGCCGAAAUUGUUACAGACAUAGUCAUGUUAUGCGUUUGGCCAGAAAUCAUACACAUUUCACAUUGGUUAGAAGAUGUCGAAUUUUAUCCUAUCAAUGAAAAUCUUAUAUUCAAAAGUUUAAUGUUAGAUAUUAUAAGCAAAGUUUUUAUAAAUCUAUCUUCAAAAAUCAAGUUUCAACAACUGAACACGUUUUUGAUAAAAGAAUUUAUGACACUCUCAAAUUUUGAAUAUUCGAAAAGUAUAUAUAGUGAUAAUUUACAUACUAUUUUAAGUCAAUCACUGUUAAAUUUACCGUAUUUAUUGCUGAACUCCGUCGAUAGUUUGAUAAAAACUGAAUGCUGCACAGAAUUACUGGCUUUAAUUAAGUCAUUAAAGUAUCAACAAAAUUUCUCUUGCACGAUGGUCAAUGUUAUAAUUUGUAUAGGAAUCAUUUCAAAUGACGAUUACGACAUACUUCGGAAGUUUAAAGCUCUCAAAACAGACUUAUUGAUCAUUUCUGUUAUAAUGGAUACGUUGACAACUCAAAAUUGUAAUUUUCAAGACAUUAGCCUGUAUGGGUUAAAUACAUUAAAUGUAUUUUUUCGAGAAAAUCAGCAAAAUCCUGAAGCUCAACCGGUGGUUUUUAACAUGAUAUCGAUGAUGCUCAAACUAUACUUUGUCGAGGAUGCCGACAAAAACAUUAAUCAAAAUAUUUUGUUAGAUCUGUUGCAUUUCAUUAAAAACACUAUAAUUCGAUACAAUGACCAAGUUGAACUGUUUAUAAAAGCUAAAGGAAUAGAACACAUAUUGAACGCUAUGACUAUUUUAAAAUAUCCCAUACAGCUCGUGAUGCUGUCAACCCUCGUAGAUUUAGCCGUAUUCAAAUCAGCAAAAUGUCAUAUUAAGAAAUGGAAAUCCAUCAAGACGGGAAAGGGUUACUUGGAAUUGGUGUGCGAAAUUUGGAGACGUGAAACAGUCCGAUUUAAUUUUAUAGACGAUGAAUUCGUGUUCCAAGAGCAACGGGACGCAACCACCGCGAUAAACUUGAUCAGUCUCUGCAGUCCGACGGUAGAGUCCAUGUUUCUGUGCGCCCAGCCAAAGAUUUAUCUUCUCGUGCAGCUGGUCGAGUUCUCUGGGUUAGAAAAUGCUCGGCUGCAGGAUAGAUCCCGGGACGAACUUGAUAACGACAUCGAGGAAAGAACGAUUCGGGCUUGCGGUCUGGUGUCCGGUUUCCAGGACAAGGCCAUUGUAGCACACAUUUAUCACUAUUAUUCGCUGAAAGUCGGGGAGGUUUGGAAUGAAAACCAUAUUGUCGCGAUGACCGGUGACGUCGACGGCGUAGAGUUGUCAUCUGCCAUAUUGCAGUCUACCGAUGCUAUGGCGGUCCGGCAUGCAUACUUAAUUGCGUUGAUCACGAUGAUCAAAAGUCGUGUCACUGAACUACAUGUAGGCAAGUCG